AUAAUCACCAUUCACCAUUCACCAUCUCCGCAAGAAAUCUCCGUACGUGGUAAUUCCCUUCUCCUCCGUCUCUCUCCUUGAGAAAAGUCUUAUAAGCCCGGCUUCCAACAAAAACAAAACCCGCGAUUUCCUAAUUUUUCCCAAAAUUCUUUCUUCUUCUUCUUCUUCUUCUUCCUCUUCUCUGUAAAUCCAUUUUCCAUUUUCUCUGGAUUUCAGAGCUUCAAUCCCGACCAUCGAAUCAUCAAUCGAUAAAUCGAGAAGAAGAAUAAGACGACGGCGUCGGCGAUGUACGUAAAGGCGGUUCCUACGACGGAUCUGAACCGGAACACGGAGUGGUUCACGUACCCAGGGGUUUGGACGACCUACAUUCUCAUUCUCUUCUUCUCAUGGCUCAUCGUCCUCUCCCUCUUCGGUUGCUCCUCCGGCAUGGCCUGGACCAUCGUCCACCUCGCCCAUUUCCUCGUUACAUACCAGUUCUUUCAUUGGAAAAAAGGAACCCCGUUUGCCGAUGAUCAGGGCAUCUACAAUAGGUUGACUUGGUGGGAACAGAUUGACAACGGCAAGCAACUCACUCGGAACAGAAAGUUUCUCACCGUCGUUCCUGUUGUGCUGUACUUGAUAGCCUCGCACACAACGGAUUAUGAAAACCCAAUGCUCUUCUUCAACACACUGGCAGUUUUCAUAUUGGUGGUCGCAAAGUUCCCAAACAUGCACAAGGUUCGAAUAUUUGGAAUCAAUGCCGAUCAUUGAUCAGUUACGGAGCAAUAUGAGCUUGGAUCACUCUAGUUUCUUGGUCUAAUCAUGUUGGCUUCCCAAUUUGAUGGUGAACAAAAUUCCCCUUUAGAGAUGUUGAGACUUGGAAGGUGUUUCUCACAAUUAAUGAAGCCAUAUUUUUUAGUAGUAGCUGUAACUGUAAGUGACAUAACUUGGAGGGGCAAUAUUCCAUUGUAUCGGACGAGCUAAUAUCGGUGAAUUUCGUUACUCAUUCAUUGUCAUCAAUUUUUUGGUAAAAAAAAAAAAA
Molecule: messenger RNA, 1021 nt
Organism: Morus notabilis
Lineage: Eukaryota; Viridiplantae; Streptophyta; Magnoliopsida; Rosales; Moraceae
Product: ORM1-like protein 2
Exons: 3
Coding region: 286-750 (154 amino acids)
Biological process (GO): intracellular sphingolipid homeostasis; ceramide metabolic process; negative regulation of ceramide biosynthetic process
Cellular component (GO): endoplasmic reticulum membrane
Source: RefSeq, a predicted model, not a curated record